Molecule: messenger RNA, 2509 nt
Organism: Ceratosolen solmsi marchali
Lineage: Eukaryota; Metazoa; Arthropoda; Insecta; Hymenoptera; Agaonidae
Product: guanine nucleotide-binding protein G(s) subunit alpha-like
Exons: 9
Coding region: 31-1272 (413 amino acids)
Biological process (GO): sensory perception of chemical stimulus; adenylate cyclase-activating dopamine receptor signaling pathway
Cellular component (GO): heterotrimeric G-protein complex; cytoplasm
Molecular function (GO): GTP binding; G protein-coupled receptor binding; G-protein beta/gamma-subunit complex binding
Source: RefSeq, a predicted model, not a curated record
AUACAUAACUAUAAUAAUAUACAUAAAUCAAUGCAAUGUGAUUUGGUCUUUGCGAGUUUUCACUCCUCCGUUAACCCCUUUUCUCUCUCUUUUUCUAUCAUUGAGAGAAACCAAAUAAACGACCAACGCGAAAAACAAAACGAAAAGGUGGGGCGCGAGCUGCGCAGUCGCAUUACCGAACAUUUACUCGUCAAAAGAAAUCGGUGCGCGUGCGUGUCAGCCGGCCGUCCGAACGAUAUUGUGGGUGGUUCGGGGGCCGGAACUUUUCGAGCCGCCAAGUGUCGUGAAGCACCAGAAGUACGAAUAGGAGGCAGAGCUCCGUGUAGCUCUAGCAAAAAAGAAAAACGACAAAAAAUUGAGGACAUCAAGAAAAAUAUCAGAGAUGCUAUUUUGACGAUAACUAGUGCUAUGAGCACCUUAACGCCGCCCGUGACGUUGGAGGAUCCUUCGAAUCAAAGUAGAGUCGAUUAUAUCCUCGAUGUCUCGUCUUCCCCGGACUUCGAUUACCCUGCCGAGUUCUAUGAAAUUGUCGAAACUCUUUGGAAAGAUCGUGGUGUACAACAGAGCUUCGAGAGAAGUAAUGAGUAUCAGCUUAUCGACUGCGCCAAAUACUUUCUAGAUAAAGUAGCGAUUGUGAAGCAACAUGAUUAUACGCCUACGGAACAGGACAUAUUGAGGUGUCGUGUGCUUACUUCUGGAAUCUUCGAAACACGAUUUCAAGUUGAUAAAGUUAAUUUUCAUAUGUUCGAUGUCGGCGGUCAAAGAGAUGAGAGAAGGAAAUGGAUACAAUGCUUCAACGAUGUUACGGCGAUAAUCUUUGUAACAGCUUGCAGUAGCUACAACAUGGUGCUUAGAGAAGAUCCGACGAAGCUGAGACUCCGGGAGAGUCUUGAUUUAUUCAAAAGUAUCUGGAACAAUCGAUGGCUCCGUACAAUAUCAGUUAUCUUAUUCUUAAACAAACAGGAUCUACUUGCCGAAAAAGUAAAAGCGGGUAAGCACAAAUUAGAAGAUUAUUUUCCUGAAUUCUCGAGGUAUCAGACGCCAGUAGAACCCGGAGUUGUAGCAGAUCCUUCAGAACCACCCGAUGUUAUACGGGCCAAGUACUUCAUUAGAGACGAAUUUCUUCGUAUAAGCACGGCGAGCGGAGACGGAAAACACUAUUGCUACCCACACUUUACAUGUGCCGUUGACACAGAAAAUAUUAAACGAGUGUUUAAUGAUUGUCGGGACAUAAUUCAGCGAAUGCACCUAAGACAGUACGAGCUGUUGUGACUUAGUUUUCGCAGUCGUCAUAAGGUAUUUCACAUCGUCUGUCCAUCCCAGCUUCGAGUCACGAGACCCAGCGAAUCGUGCUCCGAGCUUCUCUCCUCUAGCACGUUCGGAUCAACCGAAGUGUUCCGUCAAUGGGGGCAAUGAUUCCGAACGAUCGAAUGAGGAAGAAAAUACAAAAUGCUAGAUGCAAAAAAAGGAACAUGGAGACACUGAUUCUUACACCCGUAUGAAGUUAGAAGAGGAACAGAAGGGAAGAAGAAGGAAGAAGAAAGAGAAUAAGAAGUAGAAGAAUAAAAAUAAAAUAGUUAUAUAAUAUAAGACGUAUAGACGCUGUACCUGUGCAAAAAAGAUCUUGAAUAUGAUAGAAUAAAAGAUAGAAAAAUCUGUUUAAAUGCUUUGUGAUCGAACUAAGAAAGCAUAUUUAAGAGAAAAAUAAAGAAAAACAAGAAUUUCUGGCAAUAUCGACGUGUGAAAAAUAGUAAAUCCUUUCUUUUCUUUCUAGCCGAGGUAAUGCUAUAUAAGAAUGAUAAGCUCUUCAAUUGCGUUCGCAAGAAAAGCUAUCUCAAUGUCCGAAAAUUAAUUGCGAAUAAUAAAAGUAAUGUACAUCGGCAAAUCUAUCUCUCUCACUCUCUUCAUCUCUCUCCCUCUUUCUGUCUCAAUCCUUUUUCUUUAAAUAUUUCGGGCUUGCUUUCUAUGCAUACUCUUAGUUUCUUUAUGGUUUUGAUUAGGAAUGUCGUAAAUAAAAUUAAGUUGAAAAUACAUUCUUAUAUAAAUCCUUCUCGUUAAAAGGCAUAGAAAUGCAUCUUUAUAUCUCAUUACUUUCUUUCUGCUACGUUCAUCUCAUACUAUUAUUACAUAUUCAAAAUAGAAAACAGAAUGUUUAACUGCUUCCCUUUUACACUUAUCCCUAAUCAUGUAUAAUGAUACUCGCUUUUAUUCAUAACAGCGUCACGCGCAUUACUUUUGUACAGUUAUGUAAUUAUUUGUCCACAUAUAUACCGAAUUUCUCGAGUUUAAAUUCGUCAUUAUAAAUACUGUGACCCGUUUCAUAAAAGUCUCAGUCACGCAUUUUUACGAGAAGAGUAUUUUGUGAGAUUUUACAGUAUUUCGAAGAGCGUUUUAAUUAUAUAACUACUAAUUGUAUUUAGCUCAUAUAUUCGUUUUAAUUUUGUGGCGUUAUUUACAUUUUCAACAAAUCUAUCUAGUGAUGUAUAUACUUUUUCGCUUAACAAUAAAA